AUGAGGAAGACGAGGUCAUCCACCGGGUAGAGAGAGGAUACAAGUGAAGAAACAGGCUUGAAGUCUAGUUAAUUGAAACUACAUUUAUUGAUAAAUCAAAGUUUAAUAAGGGAUGGUGGUCAGCUGGAACCGCGGCUGGUGCGCUCGCUUUAUGGAUCGGCACCAGUCCGCGCUGAAUUUUGCGCUUCUGGUUGUCGGUUACAUCCUUUACCUCCUAAUCGGCGCCGGGAUCUUCUCCGCCAUCGAGCUGCCCUACGAGCAGGAGCUCCGCCGGGAGCUCCGAGAGGCCCAGCAGGACUUCCUGAGCAACAACCCCUGUGUGUCCGAGGCGCGCCUGGAGGAGCUGCUGGCCCGCGCGCUGGAGGCCAGUAACUAUGGGGUGUCCGUGCUGGGAAACGACACCAACCGAAACUGGGACUUUGUUUCCUCCCUGUUCUUCACCAGCACCGUGCUGACCACUACAGGUUAUGGCCACUCGGUACCUCUCUCAGAUGAAGGGAAGGCCUUCUGUAUCUUCUACUCCAUCUUUGGCAUACCUGUUACCCUCUUCUUCCUCACUGUUGUGGUUCAGAGGAUCAUGGCCGUGGUGACUCGACGUCCCGUGUCUUAUUUCCACCGUCGAUGGGCCAUGUCUAAAUCAAAGCUAGCCGCCAUACAUGCUACCUGCCUUGCCCUCAUCAUUGCCCUGGUCUUCCUCAUCAUCCCUGCAUGGAUCUUUGUCAGCCUGGAGAGCGACUGGGACUUUCUGGAGUCUCUGUAUUUCUGUUUCAUCUCUCUGACAACCAUUGGCCUUGGGGAUUAUGUCCCAGGGGAGACCCAUAGUAAAGAGGCCAUACCACACCCAACUCUCUACAGGCUGGCCAUUACAAUCUACUUGCUGCUAGGCUUGGUGUUCGUCCUGGUGGUGCUGGAGACGUGUUGCGAGCUUCCCCAGAUGAAACGCCUCAGUCAUAGGUUCUACCAAGAGAAAGUGAAGGAGCUGGACUCCGAGACUACCAACAUUAUCAACAGCGACCAGCUGAGCGAAACCUCAGAUCACGUGACGAAUCACCUACCAGUCAUCCCGUCUGUGUCAGAACAGGCUGCCUCCCUACAGCGGGACAACAAGUCAGCACCUUACUCUGCAAUAUCAGUAUCCCCUACUGUGGAUAAUAAACUGAGAUGACAGUCUGGGGAACAAUAUACUGUAUAUAAGGGAAUGGGCUAUAUACUUGUGUUCUAUUUAUGACUGCUCAUGACAUACCAGCUUUGACCUCUAAAUGUGUUAGGAGCCUGAUCACACUUGUGUUUAAAUCUACAUGUAAGCUGGGUCGCUUAAUCACUUAAAGUGGCCUCCUGCCAUUGCCAAUAUCAACAGACAUUUGUGGCGUGAAAGCAGGAACCACCCACAGAAUCAGGAUGCCAUUGUUUUCUUAUUCUCCCCUGUAGCUCCAUUCCCUGCAGAUAAGAGCUAGAUCUGUGACACAGAGGAAGGGCUAGGCUCUCAAACGGAGGGAAACCCCACAUGGUUCCACUUCCUGCCAAUGUCUUGAUGCCUUAAUUCCAAAGUGGCACAAUUUCCUCUAUAGGAUUUCACGCCAGCUUUUAGCAUUUUAUACAGUCGAUGAUGGUAUUUGCAUAUUAAAUGUGCCUUGUUGGAUGUAUUCAAGCAGCACCAAGGGAGUCAGGCGCACCAUCAGUUGGCCUACUGUGCAUUAUGCGCACAUAUUACAUGAUCAUUGAUAUGAAUUGGGUCAAAAAUGAUGUCAAUGUAACACAAUAGACUUCAAAAACACUGCACACUGCAGACCCCAUAAUGACCAUACAGUUGAUUUAACACUGUUUCACCAAAAACGGAGUAUUGUAACCAUUUGAAUGAAGGGAAGAUUAUUAAGCACUGUUAUUUUAUUAGUUUCAGCUAGAUGUAUCUUAUGAUCUGGCAACUGAAUGUAAAUUAUUGAGGGUACAACACUGCAAUGUGAGGACAUUGCCACUAGAGGGCAGCCCUUUCAUUCUAAACACAAAAUAUUUGUUCAAUAUUUAUUGUCACUGGGAAUUAACCUCAUGCUGCCCAGCAGCCCAGAGGAGAGUUUCAUGAAAAAUGUUAUUAUGCAAGAAUGUGUCAUUGUUACAACUGAAGGAGAGGGAGCAUGCUGUAUUUUAUUAUCCAGUGCACUUGCUACUUUGCAAAACAGCUCUCAAAAAGAUAUACCAUGUCUUCCAAAAAUCAUAUUUCUCCUGUUUUCACUA
Trematomus bernacchii (emerald rockcod) is the source of this 2229-nucleotide messenger RNA. RefSeq names its product potassium channel subfamily K member 1-like. Lineage: Eukaryota; Metazoa; Chordata; Actinopteri; Perciformes; Nototheniidae. Gene Ontology annotation, molecular function: potassium ion leak channel activity. Gene Ontology annotation, cellular component: membrane. The coding region runs from base 113 to 1165 and encodes 350 amino acids. Gene Ontology annotation, biological process: stabilization of membrane potential; potassium ion transmembrane transport. The transcript is spliced from 3 exons. The record is from RefSeq and is a predicted model, not a curated record.